Linum tenue is the source of this 768-nucleotide messenger RNA. The record is from the annotation of a GenBank genome assembly. Lineage: Eukaryota; Viridiplantae; Streptophyta; Magnoliopsida; Malpighiales; Linaceae.
AUGGGAUCGCUACCGUCCCCGACGUCCAGUUCGGCUGCUGCACCAACCUCAACCGGAACCAACCCCUUCCACAAGAUCCUCACCGGAAUCUUCGCACUGGGCGGCAUCCAGAAAAUGUCCUACGAGGAGACCUCUCUCGUUGUCAAACUCGGCUCCGUCUUCUCCUACUGCGUCGGCGACGUGUUCGACCACUCCUACCCUUACAACCACCUCUCCAUCGGAGCCGGAGACGCCGAUCUCGCUGGCGACUCGACCCCCUUCCGCACCAACGAUCUCGGUCACUACUUCCUCCCGCUCCAGAAAAUCAGCCUCGGAGGCGAGGUGCUGGAAAUACCGAGCCAGCAGCCUGCUGGGGCUGCUUUUGCCGUCGCGCCACCAGCUGCUUACCCUCCUGCAGCUGCGCCAUCACCUGCUUCCUUUGGUCUUGGAAUUACUCAAGCUGACAUCCGUCAUAUGCUGAAUGAGGCAGUUCGCGAGGUUUUGCCUUCUGCGUUAGGGUCCGUCUUCACUACUGGGUCGGUGAGUAAAGAAGGGCGAGUGUUCCCGGCGUUGGGGCUUCACUUCGCCGAUGGCGCGGAGCUGGUUGUGGAGAGUAGCGGGAUGUUCAUUCUGGCCGGUGAUGGAGUCUUCUGCUUGGCGGUCGUUAGGCCGGAGAGUUUUAGCAUUGUUGGGAUGAUGGCGCAGCAGGGUUACAACAUUGGGUAUCAUCACUUGAACGAGUCUAGGGUUUAUUUUCAGGACAUUGAUUGCCAGCUUUUGGAAGGGUGA